Ctenocephalides felis (cat flea) is the source of this 714-nucleotide messenger RNA. RefSeq lists its product as uncharacterized. The transcript has 2 exons. NCBI's taxonomy places the organism in Eukaryota, Metazoa, Arthropoda, Insecta, Siphonaptera, Pulicidae. Bases 1 to 714 code for a protein of 237 amino acids. The record is from RefSeq and is a predicted model, not a curated record.
AUGUUUGAAAGUGAUAAUGAAUUGUUAACAUCGACACCAAUUCACCGAAGAAUAUUGGAUUUUGAUGAAGUUUCAAUAAAGCUUUUACCACCAAGAAGAAAUUUAAUAGUUUCAUUUAGUGAAUGGGAUGAUAAUAUUCCACUCGAAGCACUAAAAGAACGAUUGCUGAAAAAAUCAUCGCAGAAUUCGCAAGAGAAUUUGUCACAAAAAAUUAGGAUGUUGUCAUCAAACACCAAUAGUCAAACUGCCGUAGAAAAACGUAGGAAGCUUUCUUCAAACGCAGAUAUUCUGGUUACUCCAGAAAAACUUUUGGAGCCAAAUAAUCAAGAAAAGUUAUCACAAAAUUUUAAGACGCCUUCGACAAAUAAAAAUGUAUUCACGAGUCAAGAUAAUUCUUCGAAGAAGUUGAAAACAUCUUUAUCGAAAACGCCCAACAACAACAAUGUACAAAUUACACCAUCAUCGAACAAGGCAGCAUCAGAUGGAGUUUCACCAAGUCCAAAUUCUAAGUUUGUUUGCAGAAAAUGCAACUGGGUUGCUUCAGAUUUUAGUCAAUUUGCCAUUCAUCUUCAAAAAACGUGUGGAUGUGAAAUUUUGAUGAGAUGUACUAUGUGUGAUCACAAAUUUAAAGAUAUUAAAACAGACGAAAUCAGCGAGCAUUUCUUGAUAGUUCAUAAUAUCAGUAUCAACUCAAAUAAUACCAAGAACAACUAG